AUGACGGGAACAGGAGGAAAGAUAAUAAAAGUCCUCGGACGACCAUUGCACUCAUCCCCCAAUGUUCGCGACAAGAACAAGUACUGCCAGUUCCACAAAGAUCACGACCACAACACGGAAGAUUGCAGAGACCUAAAGGAGCAAAUAGAGGAGUUAAUACGGAAAGGGAAGUUACAGAAAUAUAUGAAGAAAGGAGAAUAUAGCAAGUUCAGAGACGACAAUAAAAUCCAGUAUGAAUCCUUCUCCCGGGAUGAUGACCGUCCGUCCCAGCCUCCACACAAGGUGAUCGGGGAGAUAAACACGAUUACAGGAGGGCCGUUUUCAGGAGGGUCGUUUAAAUCACUCAAAAAGGCAUACCAGAGACAGGUUAACAGCGUCCAUGCCGUACCCCCAUCCAAGCACCGACGAACAUACCAGGACAUGUCCUUUAGUGAAGGAGACACCAUAGGAGUGAAGCAGCCCCACAACGAUCCCUUGGUCAUAAUGCUGAAUAUAGAAGGGUUCAAUACCAAGAGGAUCCUCGUCGAUAAUGGCAGCUCCGCGGAUAUCAUCUACCUCCCAGCCUUCCAGCAGCUGAGACUAGAUCCAAAAAGACUGUGCCCUUUUGACUCUCCACUUGUCAGUUUCAGCGGAGACAGGGUCUACCCCAGGGGUAUAGUGACAUUGACGGUGACGGCGGGGACCUACCCAGUGCAAUUGACCCGACAAGUAGACUUCCUGGUGGUAGAUUGUCCCUCAUCCUACAAUGUCAUCGUUGGAAGACCCACGCUCAACAAGUGGAAGGCGGCAACGUCAACCUGCAGGAGAAUGCUACCAAGCCGUCCUGCCUGGGAAGGAGAACCACACGUGGAUGAUUGA
Molecule: messenger RNA, 858 nt
Organism: Quercus robur (English oak)
Lineage: Eukaryota; Viridiplantae; Streptophyta; Magnoliopsida; Fagales; Fagaceae
Exons: 2
Coding region: 1-858 (285 amino acids)
Source: RefSeq, a predicted model, not a curated record